Molecule: messenger RNA, 471 nt
Organism: Psilocybe cubensis
Lineage: Eukaryota; Fungi; Basidiomycota; Agaricomycetes; Agaricales; Agrocybaceae
Exons: 1
Coding region: 1-471 (156 amino acids)
Source: RefSeq, a predicted model, not a curated record
AUGAGUGACUCACCUCCCAUUGUUUAUGCAGUCCUUCCAGAUUCCCCUACCGAAGUACAAUACUCCUACAAUACGCAUGAAAGCAUCUCUCCAAUUAUAACUCCUGUUCGGAAGAAAAGAGUCAGCGGAAAAGUAUCUCGCCUGGCAAAGAAACAACGAUCGACACCAAUCACGUACUCUAAAAGUGGUGAAGAAUUUGAAACCGAAACUCAAACAGUACUCCAAGAUGAUACCAACGAAUUAGCACCUUUUUAUGAUGAAGAAUAUGGAGUAUCUGCUCCAGAGAUAGAUACGUUGGGCGAAUCAGUGAAUGAAGGGGCCUCCAGAACUGAUGACGAAGAAUACUCGUACUUCCUGGAUGCAGUACUGGCUGAUGAAUGUGGCUUUUACCAGCUUACUGGAAAUCUUUUUGUUGCAAAUGGAUGGAGUAAUUCUAGGCGCGAGUCUACAGUGCGUGAAACUGAUCAGUAA